AUGGCAAACUCCACACACUUUACUACUAUUAUACUAACUGGUUACUUUGAGGUAGGGCAGACUAAAUACAUUUAUUUUGCUCUUUUGGUAAUAUUGUACCUGAUUAUUAUAUUAGCAAAUUUACUACUCAUUGUUGUGAUUUGGUUAGAGCGAUCCCUGCAUGAACCCAUGUAUAUUUUUCUUUGUUGUUUGUCUUUUAAUGAAUUAUAUGGAAGUGCUGCAUUUUUCCCCUUUAUUUUAACCAAUUUAUUGUCAACAUCCAAUGAAGUAACAAUUGCUUCUUGUUAUGUACAAAUAUAUUGUCUGUAUACAUAUGGAGCUAUGGAAUUUGGAAGUUUAGCAAUUAUGUCUUAUGACAGGUAUAUCGCUAUUUGUUAUCCUUUAUUAUAUAGCAGUAUCAUGACUUGUAACAGAGUUUGCAUAUUAAUUGUACUGGUUUGUGUUCUAUCUUUUUUAAAGUUCACCAUUAACAUUUUUUUAAGUAUACGCUUAGAGUUAUGUGGAAAUGUAAUGGAGAAAGUGUGGUGUGACAACUAUCUUCUUGUGAAACUUGCUUGCUCUGACACCAGCAUGAAUAACAUUUAUGGUAUAUUUGGUUCCAUCACCACUAUUGUUCUCCCCUUAAUGCUUAUUUUAUAUUCAUACAUAAUGAUUAUGAGAGUUUGCUUGAACUCUCCUAUAGAGACUUUUCAAAAGGCCAUGACCACCUGUGCACCACAACUUGUUUCACUUGUAAAUUUCUCUGUUGGUUGUUUAUUUGAGAUUUUCUCAAGCAGAUUUGAUAAAAUACACAUGCCUCCUGUUUUGCGUGUUAUAAUCUCAGUGUAUUUUGUGAUCUGUCCACCACUCCUAAAUCCUAUUAUGUAUGGUAUAAGGUUGUCUAAGAUAAAAAUUGCUUUCAAAAAACAUAUUUAUUUGAAGUAG
Molecule: messenger RNA, 924 nt
Organism: Silurus meridionalis
Lineage: Eukaryota; Metazoa; Chordata; Actinopteri; Siluriformes; Siluridae
Product: olfactory receptor 1496-like
Exons: 1
Coding region: 1-924 (307 amino acids)
Biological process (GO): G protein-coupled receptor signaling pathway
Cellular component (GO): membrane
Molecular function (GO): G protein-coupled receptor activity; olfactory receptor activity
Source: RefSeq, a predicted model, not a curated record